CAGCCGUGCAGUUCAAUAAAUGGCUUCUAAGUUUGCUUCUUCUCUCUCUUCUUCUGUACCAGUAGCAAAUCAACUGACAAUUACUGAUCUACCUGAAGUGCUUCAAUUACUCAGAAGACAUGGUUACUCAGGAGUCAGUUAUAAUCUUGGUCUUUAUCUUGGUCUAUCCUCUACUACACUGGAUGCUAUUAGAAGGAAUAGUAAAGAAGAUUCUGAGAGAUGUCUACGUCAGUGUCUUACUAAAUGGCUACAGAAAGCUGAUAAUGUACAGAAGACUAAAAGUGGUCCCAGUAUCUAUUCAUUGGUAUCAGCAUUGAGGAAAUUAGGAGAGAAUGGAGUAGCUGAUAGAAUAGAUAUGGAGAUUCAUCCUGCUUGUAGAAUUUUUGCUCGUUAUACCUUAAACCAAUCUCUACUUUCUGUAUUACCUCAGCUGGUUACAGAAUUGUGUGGAGCAGAACUUAUACAAGAGAGUAUCGCCCCACAAUAUGAACAAGGAGAAGAACUACUGGGUGAAAUAAAGGCAGCUGUCUGUAAAGAUUAUAAAAAAAUUGAGGCAUUUGCUAAUAUUUUAUGUAAAUUUACAGCCACUGCUGAUAUAGGAAGUGCUAUCAUGAGAGACUACAGUAAGUACAUGUAUUAUAACAUAUACCAGUAACUAAUGAUU
Messenger RNA from Amphimedon queenslandica, 664 nucleotides. RefSeq lists its product as uncharacterized. Bases 20 to 655 code for a protein of 211 amino acids. The record is from RefSeq and is a predicted model, not a curated record. Lineage: Eukaryota; Metazoa; Porifera; Demospongiae; Haplosclerida; Niphatidae. Gene Ontology annotation, biological process: signal transduction. Gene Ontology annotation, molecular function: protein binding. The transcript has 3 exons.